This is a messenger RNA of Cantharellus anzutake, 738 nucleotides long. Its product is annotated as peroxisomal biogenesis factor 11. The transcript has 6 exons. The record is from RefSeq and is a predicted model, not a curated record. Gene Ontology annotation, cellular component: peroxisomal membrane. The coding region runs from base 1 to 738 and encodes 245 amino acids. Gene Ontology annotation, biological process: peroxisome fission; regulation of peroxisome size. NCBI's taxonomy places the organism in Eukaryota, Fungi, Basidiomycota, Agaricomycetes, Cantharellales, Hydnaceae.
AUGUCCGAUUUAGCCACUCAGAUAGUAUUCCACCCUAAUGUUAACCGAAGCUUGAAGCUCUGGUCCACCACUGUUGGCCGGGACAAGACAUACAGGACCAUCCAGUACUUCUCUCGCUUCCUUGCGUGGUACCUAUUGCAGCGGGAUAACAAGGACCUGGCGGCACGCCUCACUGCACUAAAGUCCGCCCUAGGUAGCGGCCGUAAAUUGAUGCGUCUAUUCAAGCCUAUAGAGCAUGCCCAAGCCGCAUUGAAAGCUGUCUCGUCGGUUCCAUACCCCAUUGAACAAUUCACGACGAUCGGCAGGCAACUUGGGUACUUCGGCUACUUAUCUCUUGACAUGGUUGUCUGGGCCAACUCCAUCAAAUUCCUCAGGCUAGAUCCGGAGACUGCCAAGAAAGUCAAUAAAACCUCCCAACGUUUCUGGCUCUCUGGCAUCCUAUUCAGCAUCCUGUGUGGUCUCGCUAAGACCGGCCGCUUAGCAAGCGAAAUUCAGUCUCUCGAUCAGUCGCCACAUUCGAGCGCGAAGGGAGCGGACGACGCGGAACGCAAGGUACAAAUCAGAGCCCUACAAGCCGCUCGCGCCUCCGCACGCUACCAGCUGGUUCAGGAUAGUUUGGACAUUUGGCUCCCUGUCACCAGCCUGGAACUCGCGAAGCUCAAUGAAGGGACUCUUGGCCUAAUUGGUACUAUCACUUCGCUCAUGGCUUUGCGUGUAAACUGGGCCAAAACUGCAUGA